UUGCAAUCACAGCAUCCACAACAAGUACCCUAACUCCGCAGAAGGAAUUGCUGUGGCCAAGAUGUGAGCGCGGGGCGCAGGGCGUGGAUUCGCGGCUAACGGCGCACACCAUCGGUCGGCCGCACUUUGGAUCUCCGAUACCGGUAUUAGAUAAGUCUUGAUCUGAUAUGACACCCCCUCACUCCACAGUGCGACUCGAACACCGCAACAAUGAGCGCCCAGAGCAAGACACAGAUUUUCACCAAUGGUCGCCUCUUCCAUGAUGGCCUUUUCACUGCUGACGCACAAUGGCACUCGACCAUGGUCGUACGGGACGGCAAGAUUGCUUUCAUUGGAUCUGACGAUGCUCCGGAGAUCAAGUUCUUCAAUCAAGAAAGUGGUGUCGAACUCAUGGAUCUCCAAGGUCGGCAUAUUCUGCCGAGUUUCAUCGAUGCACACAUGCAUCUCCUGAUGCUGGGACAAUCGCUUCACAAGGUCAAUCUGGAUGGAUCCAAGGAUCUGGAGGAGAUCCGGUCAAGGAUCUCGAAGUAUGCAAAAGAGAACCCACACAAGGAGAGGAUCUUGUGCAUGGGUUGGAUGCAUAGUAUGACCAAUGGUGAGGCGAAGGCAAGCCUGCUCGAUGAUCUGGACCCGCGGCCUAUCUACAUCGACUCGAAGGAUAUCCACUCCGUGUGGUGCAACAGUGCUGCUUUGAAAGAGAUGGGCGUACAGGAUAUGGAGACCCCAGCCGGAGGCAUUAUAGAGCGAGACGCGAACGGCAAGGCUUCGGGCUUGCUGGCUGAGGCGUGCGUAUUGCUGAUAGUAUGGCCGUAUCUUGCGGAGGUCCUACCAAUGGAAGACAAGACAGCCGCGUUGCAAGCAGCGAUCGACGCAUACCAUGCCGUAGGAACUACCAGUUGCAUUGACAUGGCAAUGGAUGAGAAUGCUUGGGAGGCUGUUCUCGAGCUGAGGAAAAGCAAGGGUGGCUCCUUGCCUCUUCGUAUUGCGGCUCAUUGGUGCAUCCUGCCUGGCGAUGGGGAAGAGGACCGCUUGCGGCAGGUCGAGCGUACGAUUGAACUGAAUCGGCAAUUCAACAACAGUACAAGCCCUGAUCUCCGUAUUGUCGGUAUCAAGGUUAUCUGUGAUGGCGUGAUUGAUGCUUGUACUGCAGCCCUGGCCAAGCCGUAUACCAAUAACGGCCACUUCGAAGGACCGAUUUGGACGCCAGAGAUGCUCGGCCCGGUGGUGAAGAAGGCAGCUGACGCUGGUCUACAAUGUGCACUGCAUGCCAUCGGUGAUCAGGCUGUGACCAACGCUGUCAAUGUUCUGGAGAAGCAUGGCCAACCAGGACAGCGUCAUCGUAUCGAGCACCUCGAGCUCACAGCCCCUGAGGAUGCAAGAAGACUCGGUCAGUUAGGUAUAACAGCAAGCAUUCAACCCGUGCAUUCGGAUCCUGCAAUCCUUCGUGCAUGGCCUAAGCUGCUUGGACCGGAGCGGGUGAAGCGUGCGUUUGCAUACUCCGAGUUUGCAGACCACGGUGCAGUGCUAGCUGUUGGUACGGACUCACCUACUGCUCCGUACGCACCUCUGCCGAAUUUGUAUGUUGCGACGACACGUAAAUCAGCCAGGCAGCCUGACGCGGGUGAUGUACCCGUGAACGGAAACUUCAGACUAGAGCUGGCGCAGGCCGUCAGUGCAGCAACCAGUGGGGCAGCCUGGUCUUGCUUCGCUGAGGAGAGAGUAGGCAGCUUGGAGGUUGGCAAGAUGGCCGACUUCACCGUCAUUGACACAGAAUGGAAGGGUGAGGAGCUGCUGAAUGCGAAAGUCAGGGAGACAUGGUUUGAGGGCAGGAGGGUCUACGAGAGUCGGACCGACCCCUCACCCCCGAAUGUCGAGGAAGGAGCGACGAGGCAAGCAGAUAUGGCAGUCGCAGCAGAGUAAACUUGUAAUAAAGCUAAGGCUUCAACCAAAACGCAUUGAAUAUGUCCAACCCCCUCAAAACGCAGACGCCAUCUUCAACGGGCUAGGGGUCAGCCUCAAA
Didymella exigua CBS 183.55 is the source of this 2020-nucleotide messenger RNA. RefSeq names its product amidohydrolase family protein. The transcript has a single exon. The record is from RefSeq and is a predicted model, not a curated record. The coding region runs from base 211 to 1920 and encodes 569 amino acids. NCBI's taxonomy places the organism in Eukaryota, Fungi, Ascomycota, Dothideomycetes, Pleosporales, Didymellaceae. Gene Ontology annotation, molecular function: hydrolase activity, acting on carbon-nitrogen (but not peptide) bonds.